Molecule: messenger RNA, 1995 nt
Organism: Fragaria vesca subsp. vesca
Lineage: Eukaryota; Viridiplantae; Streptophyta; Magnoliopsida; Rosales; Rosaceae
Exons: 4
Coding region: 179-1678 (499 amino acids)
Source: RefSeq, a predicted model, not a curated record
CGCGUGCGCUGUAUUCUCAUUCAAGUGGCACACUGCUCUCUCCUUUGUUGAACCGGAUAAUAAAAUUUCGAAUUACUCGUACCAAAUCACAUGGGAAACUGAUUUUGGGUGUCUCAAAUCAAAUGUGUUGGAGUUGAAUGAACGAAUUUAUUUCCUUCGAUCAAGUUCUCAUCUGCGUAUGAUUUUCUAUAUAUCUCGUUCGAAGUUUCCAGAUAAGAUGUUAAAUCACUCAACUGUGUUAAGGGCUAAGUUUGAAACCACCGAUCCAUCCAUGGUGGUCCAGAAAUGUGGAAUACGCCUGGUCUAUGAGGAAGAUGCUGAAUGGUUUUCCAGUAUGACCAACUGGGUUGAAUCGGUUUGUAUGAGUGAACUUGGGGAUGAAGUCUUUGUACCGCAGUCUGCCUGCUGGUUUAAUCCAUCUUUGAAAUGGGAGAGAUGCAUUCCACCCUUGGAAGACGAAUCCACACGUGUGGUGCGAGAGAACGUUGAAUCUCUUCUUCCAAGAUACCUUGAGGGACUCAACAGUCGGUCUAAAAUGUUCGAAUUUAACCUCAGAGGAAGCCCAGGGUGGUUUGAGUUGUCUCACUGUCUCCCGGAUAGUAGGUCAAAUUCUGCCGCAGUGCCAAUUGAGAUGCCUCAAAAUCUACAGAAUAACAAGAAGUGGAUGGGAAUGGCAAUACACGCUUCACUUGUGGAGGAAGUGGGACGUCAGGAGGACAGCUAUUGGGUAUUUGUUGGACUCAAAGCAGGUGACGGAUUUGCUGACGUUUUGUUCCCAAAACCUAUGCACAUCAGGCCAUCGUCAGAAGAACGGCAUCAACUUUUGGUUUGUUAUAUACCGCGGGAACAGAUUCCAGAAGCGGCGCCAUCUCAGACAUUAACAACUGCUUGUGGGUUUUCCAUCAGAGUCAAAAGCCCUUGUGUAAAAGUUCAAACAUGUGGAUUCCGUAUUGUGUACCAGGAAGAUAUACAAGGGUUUGCUGAUACUAUUCUCCAGUGCAUUCAGAGGGAAGGUUCUCUUAAAGCUUACGAUAAGUGGCUGGAGGAGAGAAUGGCAGAGCGGGAUGACGCCCAUUUAGAGAGAAUGACAGAACGGGAUUCCAGAACCCCACGGGAGAAGUACUUUGACUUGCACUCGCAAAAAUAUAGAAAUUGGGACUGGUGUGACCCUCGUCCUCUUUCUCGUUGCUUCGAGAGAGGUGAAAUUUUCAGGUCGAAAUGGUUCAUGCCUUUCAUCAACCAAGGAAACUCUGCAGAAAUCCAGCUGCCUCCGAAUCUCUUCGAUGAUGAUAAUUGGUUGGGGUUUGCCGCAUGUUCUGGGUUGUCCAACAACCAAUAUCCAAACAUUGGUCUUGGCAGCAGUAGCAGUUCUGGUCCUGAUCCAGAGGAGUAUGUUAGACUUACUUACCGUCUGGACUCUGAUGUUGCAUGGCACGGGUUAUUUGAUAUCAUGAUGAAGGAAGAUAUUAAGUAUCACAAGCUAUGUGAAUAUGCGACUGAUUUCAUUUAUAUUCCGCGCAAAGUUCUUAAUAAGGUCUGGAGGCAAAGCAAACUGGCCAGGAUAACUAUCUCGUUCUCUAGCCCAUGCUUAGCAGUGCAAAGCUGUGCCCUUCGUCUACUAUUUAAGGAGGACGUUGAACAUCUGGUAGAAACAUUGACCCUUGCCGAAUUACCUUGAACAUCCCUCAGCAGAUGCAUCUGCUCAAUCAUGAAGAUGGUAACUUGUGAAUAGGCUUUUGCUUAGAUUAGUCAAAGUCAUAACUUCGUAACUUCUCAAAAAUGUACAGACUUAUCUGCAUCACAUAGCUUGUUCCCAUAUAUCAGCUAAACAUGUAACGCCAGAGUAAUGCAUAGUGAUCAUAGCUUUUAGCAAAGUAAAGCGUCUGAAACUAUGAGAAGGUUUCAUACCUUGACUAUCCCAGCUUUGGAUCUGGUGAUCAUUUAUUGUGUACCUGCAUUAGCUGAAUAAAUGUGAUAACACAGGUUGAACAUUAU